ACCUAUAUACAGAGAGCGUUGGCGCCUCUUGUGGGAUUCUCCGAUUCGUGCCGCCGGCAACCCGCGUUUCUGCCACCGUUGACGGCCGUUGACGGUAAAAGCGAGCCAUGAUUGACAACGUUAGCUAACAACUAGGGUGUUUGUAUAGAUGUCGUUGUGGUUUUCAUCGAUGAAAACAAUACGGUUCGCGCGGUGCACACAGAGGGCGACGGAGACUAUAUGGCUUGGAAACACUCGGCGCUGUAUGGCCCGGGCGAGUUGUCGAUUCCUGCGUCCCCGCAGUCUAGCCUGGCGGGCUACCAGUUCUACUGCUGGGCGAGGUGCCAAGAAGCGAAGAGGGUCAGAACAAGGUGCAAGUAUUCGUCGAGGGCGAGCCGGGUGAGAAGCUUCAGCUCUGCGACUACGGCCUCUCUCGCAACUUCUGGCGAGAUGAGGAUGCUCCUCUUCUUUGACGCGGGAGACAAGCUGGGUAUGAUGCACAGGAACAGUGCCAACGACUCGACUUGGGUGCUCGACGAGAGGCCCUCUCGGGAGCGACACCCGACGUUCCCAGGACAGCAGAUAGCUGCCACGUCAUUCCCCAUCCACUACGAGGACGGGACGACUCCGCCGGGAUGGGCGAUUCUCGCCGUGCAGCUGGAGAAGUACGGCAGCCUUACGGCCACGUAUUGGGAUCCGAGGACUCAAGAAUGGACCUUUGGCAGUCCUGUAGAGCUCGUCGGAGGGCCGGAGCCGCCGCCGGCCUUCACGGCGAUCGGCAUAAACCUCGAUCUUAGGUUCUACGGGAUCGCUGAUGGGGCCAUCCUGGAGUACCGCGUCGAUAAGGCCUCCUUCACGAGCUUCUAUUUCACAUCAACGCCGGUCAUGCCUUAAGCGGACAGGUCACGGCGUAUCCCGAAAUAGUACGUAGCUAAGCCUUCUGGUUAUUGUUCAGGAGAGUUGGCACUGUACUGCGGUACGUACCUGUACCUUGGCUUUGAGCAAGAGCUACGGUCGCCUUCGGAACUCUGAAGA
Messenger RNA from Thermothelomyces thermophilus ATCC 42464, 1014 nucleotides. RefSeq lists its product as uncharacterized. NCBI's taxonomy places the organism in Eukaryota, Fungi, Ascomycota, Sordariomycetes, Sordariales, Chaetomiaceae. The transcript is spliced from 2 exons. Bases 220 to 873 code for a protein of 217 amino acids. The record is from RefSeq and is a predicted model, not a curated record.